Molecule: messenger RNA, 1017 nt
Organism: Drepanopeziza brunnea f. sp. 'multigermtubi' MB_m1
Lineage: Eukaryota; Fungi; Ascomycota; Leotiomycetes; Helotiales; Drepanopezizaceae
Molecular function (GO): protein binding
Source: RefSeq, a predicted model, not a curated record
AUGGAUCCCGCAAAACAUCCUCAUCAAGGCAUUGGCAUCUCUCCACCGACGCCGCAAAAGAUGGACGAUGGCGAUAAUCAUGAUUGGGAUGUCUUGAAACAGCCGGCUAACAACCCUAUCAACAAAGGUGUCGAGCAUGGCAUCAAUGGACGAGCUAUCACUGCUGCACACCCGGUUAACAAUCCUGCCAAUAGUGUCAAUGAAGCAGCUAGCAUAGGCCCCAGCACUGCUUUGGUCAUCGCUUCUGAUCCGCAAAAAUUAAGCAUUUGCGACCGCAUGGGCUCCGAAGUUGUCACCUUGGUCGUCGGCAGAGACUACCGUAGAAAGACUUAUACUAUCCACAAGAACCUUCUUCGAGAGUGCGGUGGGAUGUACGACGCCUUAUGCCAAGAUAUUGGGCCAGGCUAUGACACAGUGAUGCUGAAUAAUGAGGAUCCUGACGCCCUCAAGCUCUUUAUCAACUACAUAUACUCCGAGGAAAUCCCAGCCAUCCCACAUGAUGCCCCAGUCACCUUCCAAGCUACACUUCUUGUCAUACUCGUGCGUUUCUACGUAUUCAUCGAGAAAUACCACUUGAGUGCUACAGUUCGUGAUAAGGUCAUGGAUAAUAUUCAAGAUGGCUUCUACAUGAUACAGAAGUUCCCAGAAUUGAUUCUUACUGAAGGUGUCUGCCUGCACAGUGCUCCUGGCUCAAUGAUGCGAAAGUUCUGCGCCGCCUCCCUGGUUUACUUUCUUCGCAGCGAAGCUUUUGUUCAAAACGGUUCUAUUCCUGCCUUUUUCGCAAAGUACAACGACUUUCUGGUGGACUUCUUGGAUGCGUUCCGUGCUUAUAUCCCACACCAGGACCCCCGAGUUCGCCACUGCAGAUACAAGGAGAAUUGCAUGGAGUGUGUGAGAGCAGGAGGAAGCGACUACCUGACGCGGUUUGACGGGGUCACGCCAUGCCGAUUCCACGUCCAUACUGGUGCUAAGGAUGCGGCUGGAGAACCCAUCUGCCAUCUCUGGCGUCCAGCCUGA